This is a messenger RNA of Pezoporus flaviventris, 2873 nucleotides long. RefSeq names its product amine oxidase copper containing 3 (gene AOC3). The transcript is spliced from 4 exons. Lineage: Eukaryota; Metazoa; Chordata; Aves; Psittaciformes; Psittacidae. The coding region runs from base 567 to 2837 and encodes 756 amino acids. Gene Ontology annotation, biological process: amine metabolic process. Gene Ontology annotation, cellular component: plasma membrane. Gene Ontology annotation, molecular function: quinone binding; primary methylamine oxidase activity; copper ion binding. The record is from RefSeq and is a predicted model, not a curated record.
AGCAGCCGAGCCCCUUCCCGCAGGGCUGGGAGGGACAGGGAGUGGGGACAGGGAGAACUGGCCUGGGGAGGUGCCGAGGAGCUGCAGGUCCUGGGCUCUCCUGGAGCACUGGUUCCUCAUGGAAGCAGGGCUGGUCCCAGGGCACUGAGGUGCAGAAGGACUGAGCUGGCAUCGCUUCCCCCCAUGGCAUCGCUGCGCUCCCACAGGAGAAGGGAUGGGGUCUCAUGGGAGAUGCUGCAAGAAGCAAACGGCCCUUGGGCAGGCAGAGGAUGGGGCUCUGCGGCGUCGCCCUGCAGCAGAGAAACCCAUCAGGAGCUGGGGUGUGAGUCAGGCACCGGCUCCGUGCUGGCUUCCCCAGGGUGUCUGGGGUAGGGAGGAAACAGGAUGAACUGGCUGGGACCUGUGAUCUCCUCUCAGCCCCAUGCAAGCUCCAGGCUCCAUCCCCACCUCAACGAGACGCCUUGACGCCCACAGAUGGCAAAGGGAUUAAGAGCCUGCUCUGCAAGAGAGGGACGUAUCCUGGAUGCUGCAGCCGAGCCCUGCUCGUGGGCUCUGCGCUCGGAGAGAUGAACCCCAGACUGCUCUACGUGCUGCUGGCGGGGGCCGCCGUGGUGAUCUUGGCUCUGUCCUGCGUGCUGCUGAGCAGGGGCAGGCGGUCCCCUGGCUGUGAAUCCCAGCCCCGCACUGAGGAGGAGACGGGAUCAAGGAGCCAGAGCCUGGUCUUUGCGGACCUGACCCCCGCCGAGCUGGCCCAGGUGGUGCGGUACCUGCGGGGACACCUCGGGCUGCGGCUGGUGGACGCCGCGCGGGCAAAGCCCUCCGACAACUGCAUCGCCUCCGUGGAGCUGCAGGUGCCGGCCAAGGCAGAGGCGCUGCGGUUCCUGGACGGGGCGGGGGCUCGUCCCCCCCGCGAGGCGCUGGCUGUGCUGUACUUUGGGGAGCAGGCAGAGCCCAACGUCACCGAGUACGUGGUGGGGCCGCUGCCGACGCCGCUGUAUCACCGGGACGUGACGGUGCGCCGGUACGGGGGGAAGGUGCCGUACCACCGCAGACCGAUGCUGGGCAGUGAGUAUGAGCAAGUGGGAGCUUUCCUGAAGACGGUGGCAUUCGCUGCAGCCCCGACCUUUCUGAAGGAGGUCCUGGAAUACGACAGCACCAAUGUGGUGUUUGAGAGCGCAGCCCCUCACGGGUUCCAGUCUGGAGACCGCAAGUCCUGGUUCGCCUUGUUUCAGAACGUGAGCGGGUUCUUCGUGCACCCGGUGGGGCUGGAGGUGCUGGUUGACCACAGCAGCCUGGACGUGUCCCGCUGGGCGGUGAGCAGGGUCUUCUACAACGGGCAGUACUACGGGGACAUGGUGCAGCUGGAGAGCGCCUACGUGCAGGGUCGCAUCAGCGUGGAGAAGGUGAGGAGAGCGCCGCGGGACGGGGACUUCUCGUCCAUGAAGCCACGGGCGCCUCGGGCCGCGCCGUUCCCUUUGCAGUACGAGCCGCAGGGUCCCCGCUACAGCGUCAGGAACAACCACGUCCUCUACCAGGCGUGGAGCUUCGCCUUUGGCAUGAGCGUGAGCACGGGCCUGCGCCUGUUUGACAUCCGACACAAGGGGGAGAGGGUUGCCUACGAAAUCAGCGUCCAGGAGGCCAUGUCCGUGUACGGCUCCAACUGCCCCGCAGGGAUGUCCACGAGGUACAUGGACGGCAGCUUCGGCAUCGGGCGCUACACCUCCCCCUUGGUGCGAGGGGUCGACUGCCCCUACUCGGCCACCUACAUCGACACGCACUCCCUGUCCGAGAGCCUGAGCCCCAGCAAGAGAAAGGAUUCUCUCUGCAUCUUUGAGCAGAACCUGGGCUCCCCGCUGAGGCGGCACUACUCCAACCUGCAGUCGCUGUACUACGGGGGGCUGGUCAACUCCGCCCUGGUCCUUCGGUCCAUUGCCACCGUGGGCAACCAUGACUACGUGUGGGACUUCAUCUUCUACCAGAACGGGGCCGUUGAAGGCAAGGUCCACGCUACAGGGUACACGAGCUCAUCCUUCCUCCAUGGGGAUGGCCUGCGGUACGGCAAUAGGGUUUGGGACCGCACGCUGGGUACGAUACGCACCCAUUUCAUCAACUAUAAAGUGGACUUGGACGUGGGAGGGGUGAAGAACUCCCUGGUGGCCCACGACAUGGCCUUCGAGAUGGUGCGGGCUCCCUGGAACCCAGAGCAGCAGAUAGAGCGGCCACGGCUCACCAAGAAAGUCCUGGACACAGAGGACCAGGCUGCCUUCCGGCUCCAGGCAAAGCUGCCCAGAUACAUCUACUUCGCAGCCAACAGCAAAAACAAGUGGGGCCACCAGCGCGGCUACAGGAUCCAGGUCACCAGUUCUGCAGGGGACCAUGUCCCCGAAGCCAGCUCCAUGGAGAGGGCCAUCAGCUGGGCAAGGUACCAGUUGGCCGUCACCCGUCGGAAGGAGGAGGAGCCCACCAGCACCAGCAUCUACAACCAGAACGACCCCUGGACGCCCACCGUUGCCUUCGCUGACUUCAUCAACAACGAGACCAUCACCAACGAGGACCUGGUUGCCUGGAUAACCGCUGGUUUCCUUCACAUCCCGCACUCGGAGGAUAUUCCCAACACUGUGACAGUAGGGAACUCGGUGGGCUUUCUCCUGAGACCCUACAACUACUAUGACCUGGACCCCUCCAUAUACUCGCACGACGGGGUGUUCUUCACCAGUGAGCAGGAUUUCACGGCCUGUGAAGUCAACCCCGUUGCGUGCCUGCCCCAAACCGCCUCUUGUUUGCCCAACUUCCCCCCCUUCACCUAUGAUGGCUUCCAAAACACAAGCAGGCUUUAAUGCCAGAGGACGGCGCUGGGAGGCGCAGAGGCCCCA